This is a messenger RNA of Gekko japonicus, 1384 nucleotides long. It is a transcript of the gene NFKBIL1, whose product is annotated as nuclear factor of kappa light polypeptide gene enhancer in B-cells inhibitor-like 1. Gene Ontology annotation, cellular component: nucleus. The record is from RefSeq and is a predicted model, not a curated record. The transcript has 5 exons. NCBI's taxonomy places the organism in Eukaryota, Metazoa, Chordata, Lepidosauria, Squamata, Gekkonidae. Gene Ontology annotation, biological process: canonical NF-kappaB signal transduction; negative regulation of toll-like receptor signaling pathway. The coding region runs from base 91 to 1155 and encodes 354 amino acids. Gene Ontology annotation, molecular function: protein binding.
CCCCUAUGAAAAUCUCCCUGACCAACGUCGAUGUGUGUUAUUUUGCGUGGAGGCUUCAUAAGCCUGUCCGAAUCCUGCCUUUUGGACUAAAUGCCUGUCUUCAUGGCAUCGGGGUACCAGCAUCGCCUGUGGCGCUACGUAGAUGCGGGUCGCCGCCGCAAGCUGCGCAGGCUACUGCGGCGUCACAGGCAGGCGCUGGACCUGGGUGAGGUCGUGGGGCACAAGAGCCGGACCCCCCUGCACCGAUCCUGUGCCCGGCAGGACCACAAGACUGCCCUCCUCUUGAUGAAGUAUGGAGCGGACCCCGUCCUUUUGGAUCAGCGUGGAGACACAGCCCUGCACGUAGCUGCUCGGCAAGUUGUGCGCAAAGGAGGCACUGUGUAUGAAGACCUUUUCGUUCCUUUGCGAAAUCAGUGCCCUGCUGCCAUGAGCAUCAGAAACAGAGAUGGAAAGACGCCAGGCGACCUUUUGGGACAAUCAGAAGACAGAUGGUGCCCUCAGGAGAUGUUGGAAGAGAGUGAUACGGAACGCGAGGCCGACAGGGAGUGGAAUCGCAAACUCCUUGGCGAAUUGGAAGAUGAGUAUCAGGAGAACUGCUGGCGGUAUGAAGAGGAUUUCUACACUACCGGCCCAGACCCAGAGACCUAUGAGGAUUGGGUCGAUCGCAUAGCCCGCGAAUACAGCCAGAAACGAAGGCGAGCGGAGGGUGACCACCACCAGCGUAAGCCCAAAACCGAACUCCAAAAGCCUGCCCCGAAGCUGCAGCACCUCCUAGAAGAGGAGCAUCUGCUGUACGAGAAGCGCGCCCGGACCAAAGAAGCAGAAUUGAAGGCGGCUAAAAGAGCCCGUUACGAAGAAGGCUGCAGCCGGGUCUUCACCGCCGACAGUUCCCGGCCUCUGAGUUACGCAGACAUUCCCUGGCCCUGCCCGAGAGGGACCGCCGAGGAAAUGGCUGCGGUGGCCCUCCACGGCACGGAUCCCUCAGACAGGGCGGCUUACCGGCGUUUCCUCCGGCGCCAGCAAGCUCUGUGGCAUCCGGACAAGUUUGCUCAGCGCUGCGGCACACGCUUAGCCGAGCGGGAUCGCCGCCGGAUCUUGGACAUGGUCACCGCGUUGUCCCAAGCUUUCAACCAGCUAGCCGAAGCGGCCAAGUGACACGUGUUGCCGUCCCUCCCUCCGUUGUGGGUUAAUAAAGUUUUGUCUCUGAGAAUGUGGGGAGGAAAUGGAUUGUUGGGGCAGGAAGGAACUCUGCCAUUAGAAAUGGCUUUUUCUGGGUGCUUCUGGGUUUCCAAAGAAGCACUGAAAGAGGAAAUCAGAGCAACUUGACGGGAUCAGGGGUUCACAAGAGGAUCUCUUCUGUGACAACCGAUGCUAAGAAGAGCGA